Anopheles coustani is the source of this 1368-nucleotide messenger RNA. RefSeq lists its product as uncharacterized. Bases 123 to 1019 code for a protein of 298 amino acids. Lineage: Eukaryota; Metazoa; Arthropoda; Insecta; Diptera; Culicidae. The transcript has 6 exons. The record is from RefSeq and is a predicted model, not a curated record.
AAAACAUUGUGCUAAACCAAGGGAAUGCCGAGAUUUGUGUUUGCGUGUUUGCUGCGUACGAGCGAAAUCUAAGUUGCCCUGAGGCUACAAAAGAAAAGUCGUGCUCUGCACCAACCGCUAAAAUGGCUAGUUGCCUCCGCCAGCACGUAGCACCGAAAUGCCGAUCUUUAGUCGCGAUUUUCGGUCCACGAUCCUACACCAGUACGAAUGGGUGCGAGCAGCCACAGCGCGCCUGCCUUGAGUACGCGGCCAAUAUUGCUUCAAAUAAAGAUUUUUACAGACUAUCGCCACCAUUGUCGGCCCAUGCAUUUGUCACCGAUGCAUUUGCUACUGAAAACAAAUUUCCAUCCUUGGAACAUACGAUCGCACAGUUCGAUGCGCGGAGCAAGCCGACUGCGGACAAAAGGCCUGGACUGACGUACUACAGUCAAGACAGCGACCCAUCCUCCAAGGGGACACAAAAUGACCAUCAGCCAUCGGAAGAGCAGCUGCAUAGAGUUUAUAAUGUGCUUUCACAGACUCUACCUAAACUGUUCGUGCAACCACUGGAUUAUUCGAUCUACAAUCCAAAUUUAAUUUUCGAAAAUAACAUUCGAGGCACGAAGACGGAGGGGCUCUACCAUUAUGUUAAACAAAUUGCUUUGCUCCGUACGGUCGGCCACUUGAAAUUUGCUUACGUUACUUUCGAGAUAAUUAAGAUCACAAAGCACUCCGAGGAUAACACUGUUAAAGUACGGUGGCGCAUCCGUGGCAUUAGCGCAUUAAAAGUGAUGCUACAGUUUUGGAAGUAUAAAUUAUGGAAGCUGAAGGAGAUAUUCGACGAGCAAGAAGCCUGGUACGAUGGGUUUUCAGUACUGUACGUCGGAUCUGAUGGACUGGUAUACAAACACAUAGUUGAUAAAAUUAUGCCUGACGAUGAUGUAGUCAAAAUGCCACCGAAGACGAUGGUUUCGCCCAAGUUGGCACUGGUGGUUGGUCUAACUGCGGAAAUUUAUCCCGUCGUGAGCACGCUUAACUAAGUCAAGGAUAGGUUCUGUCCUGCAAAAAUAGGGCGAAAAAAGUUGCUGUUAAAAGGCAAACCGUGUAUAGUGUUCUAGUUUCAAAGAAAGUAUAGUGAGCUAAUGGAAUAAAAGUGAAGCUUAAUAUCAUAUUUAAUAGUUCAUGCAUACGAAUGCAAGGCGAAUGGGCUCAACAGCGUUGGGCCGAGGCACAACUUUUGUUGUUGUCCUGUUGUUGUCGUGUAGGUCAUGGGUCUACGAAAAAUAAUCACGCCGGGCAAGUCGAUAAGGUCCGACCCUGGCCAACUGGUUAUUAGUAACGCUUAAUUUAAAAUCAUGAACAAAUACACGUUCUAUGCAUGGAAUGCUG